ACCGGAAGUUGAGUUGCUGCUUGGUAAUUUUAGGUGAGCAGCAUCUUGAAGCGGCGCAGAGAAGAAAUAGCAGAUAUUUGUCUGCAGUUAUUGAUACAGUAUAAUAAUACCGAUCAACAGCAGCAGGAUGAACAGCGCAGCGUAUCCCCCUCCCACCGCACCUCCGGCCAACAUGUUUGGCACCGUGCCCGGCUAUGAAGGCAUGGCAGCAGGAGGAGGAGGUUACCUGCCCCCUCCUAUACCCCUUCAGCCUGUGGCCCCGCCCCAGCCCAGCCCCGAACCGGAGGAGUGGAGCAUCCCAUCUCUGUCAGAGGAUGAUGCCCGUGAUGCAUUCAAGGACUAUGUGUCAUCUCACUGCUGUUACAAUAAAAGUCCUGCCAACGAUGGAGUCAUCACCAAAAUGGAGCCUUACGACACGUACAGGUAUCGACUGGAGACGUAUACUGAGUCCAGGUCAACUGAGUGGGCCACCAAACCUCAUGAAGGUGAGCCGGCUGACUUCUACACUCAGACAGCUCCCCGGCCCUGGGAGGUCCCGGCCACGGCCCCGAAUCUCUUCACCAAUCACAUGGAGGAGAUCCGCGUGCCCUACACCUCCUCCGUCAAGGACUGCAACAGCUGCCAUUCCAGAGGGACGAUGCCGUGUGAUGAGUGCCAUGGAGAUGGAUCUAAAGCCUGCUGGGUGUGUAACGGCUCUGGGAAGAGAGGCGAGGAGAGCUGCUCUCACUGUGAUGCUUCAGGCAAAGAAAGGUCCUGAAGAGGGGUGUGUCAAGUGCGAUUCAAGGGGGACGAAGGAGUGUGAAACCUGUAAAGGAAAAGGACAACUGCUGUCCUACAUCCAGCUCAAAGUGGAGUGGACUAACAAUGUAGAGGAUCAUGUGGUGCGGCAGGACUCUGGUCUGGAGGCAGAUGAUCUUCGUUCAGUGAGCGGGAAGGAGCUCUUUAAGAACAGCCAGUAUUUGCUCUAUCCGUUGCUCGGCUUCCCAAACCCAGCCAUCUCUGAGGCCUCUGAGCGAAUGAUCCGAGAUCACCAAAGCAAGUACGCUCAGAACUCCAGGAUCCUGCAGCAGAGGCAGACAGUGGAGUUGAUCCCCAUCACUAAGGUGAAGUACAAGUGGAAAAGUGACUCUCACAAGUACUACGUCUACGGCAACGAGCGUAAGGUGGACUGCGACAAAUACCCUGCAACCUGCUGCUGUGUCAUUCAGUAAAGAGAGAUGCACACACACACACACACACACACACACUCUUUUGUAUUGAAAAAUUGUUCUACAUUUGAACCACACAUUAGUAUCAUUUUUUUGUGUCUGUGUGGACGAACCUGACAACUUACCAAAGGCAUUUUGUUCAACUUUUAGUAUAACGUCUACUUCAAACACAUUUGGUGUCCUCAGUAUAACAUUGAAAGCUUAUAAUGUUUCAACUCAAAACCGUUUUUUUUUCCUGAACACUGAAACCAUGAAGGCUUUAUUAUAUUUACAUGUGUGGGAUUUGUGUACUAAACACAAAAAGUUUAUUUUAACAACAGCAGAAGCGGGCUCACCUGGUCUCUACUUCUCUUUUUCUACCUGCGGGUUAAUGUUUCAUGAAAGUCUAAAUGUGUUUAAAUCAAAAUGUAUCUGCAUGUGCUCAUUGAAUAUUUGGGGUUGGAUGCUUUGUAAUAAACUUGUAGUGUAUGCUGAUUAGUUUAGAGCUAGCAUGGUGUUAUGUUUACAGCUGUCUCUUUUUUGUUUUUUAACUGUCUUACACCAGAGCUCCUGCAGAGGGUGCUAAUGGAUGUAUCUGUAACAAAUAGGACAAAGACACGUUUUAAAGCUGCAACCAAGGAUAUGCAAAACACUGGAAUUCCUUACAUGAACACUUGAGGCUGGGAGCAAUCUCAAUAGAACACCAUGCUAAAUUGCUAAACUUUACAGCAGUAGAAAUUAAAAAAAAACGUUUUGGUCUCCAGCUAAUUUCCCCAUUCAUGAUAACUGUACAUCAUCAAUUUGAAGUAUAUUAGGGCAUAAAAUGACAGAUUAUAGUGAAUAAUUGAUGUUGUAUUGUUGUACCGGUUAGUAUCGCAUGGGGUCCUUUGACAAAAAACAAUAUGAUUUUGUUCAGCAGGAUAAUCUACACAUAUUAACACCACUUUUUGAAUCAUGAGUACAAUCCUAAGAAUUAAAAGCUGACAUUAGACUAUAAAUGAACUACAACACUGUCCUAUGACUUCACGUCACCAAUACAAAGCUAAAGGCAGACUUGUGAUCGCUGUGAUGACAUUUAGUAGUCUCAUUUAUUUUAGAAACCACUGUUUUUAUGGCGCAUAGAAGCUUCUGACAUUCACCUCUGUCGUAUUUACUGACUAACCAAAAACACAUUCAGAAAUGCCUAAAGAGGAGGGAACCAGAAGCAGGAAAAAACGCUCACUCAUUUUAGGAAUCCUAGAUUUCGGCGCCACUCUUAGGUGUGUGGAUGCUUUGAGUGACAGGUGGGUGCUAUCUCAGGUCACUCACUGCUGGCUGUCCACUGUGCUGUGUUACCAUGGCCGCCUUGUGCCUAGUUUUAGAUUAGCCUGGCAGUUAGGAGUUGGUGUAACCGCCAAAAUGGCUACCUCAGAAACCAGUUGGUGAAGUUGCAGGGACUACGUCUAUUUUUUAUGCAGUCUGGUUUUAAUCUCGAUCUAUAUUGUUUAAAUAUAUGUUAAUUUACUAAAUAUAAUCAUUGCAUUUUAUAAUAUCCAUGUUGCUUAUUGUUUAUCUUUAAGGAUUUAAGUUUUACUCCUAUUCAAUAGAAAAAUACUUCAGCAGUCGACUGUUAAUUUCAUGAACAAAAUCUUAAUGUGACUUGCCAUUCAUUUUUCUCAAACUAAAAUGCUAGUGUAAAGUGAAACUUUUUAUUGUCUGUAAUGUUAAUGCCUUUAACAUUACUGUGACUAACACACGUCUGCUACUAACCUGAUCGAUCUGAUAGUUAUUACUCUUGUUAGUACUCAGUAAUACUCUGUUAUGGUAUAUUACUAAUUGUCGGUGACUGUUAAAGCUGAAAAUAAACUCUGAGAAUCA
Messenger RNA from Eleginops maclovinus (Patagonian blennie), 3044 nucleotides. RefSeq names its product protein SSUH2 homolog. Bases 195 to 1211 code for a protein of 338 amino acids. The record is from RefSeq and is a predicted model, not a curated record. The transcript has 12 exons. Lineage: Eukaryota; Metazoa; Chordata; Actinopteri; Perciformes; Eleginopidae.